CUCUGAACGCAGCGUGUUGGCGGUCGCCGGGGCCCAGCGUUUCUGCCCAGCAUGGGUAGCGGGGCUUCGGGUGCGGGCAACGCCCGCACCGAGAGCAAGGAAGGUCAUGAACCCGAGACCGGCGCCGCGGGCGUUCCGGGCUUCGGCGCCUUCCGAAACUGGUUGGAAUGGGUUCAGAACAGCAAAAAGAUUAUGGGUUUCAAACCCACCGUGGAUUUCCUGAAUCUGUGUGCAUCGCCCAACACCAGCCUGCAAACCUACCUGAGAGCCAUCAUCCACGAGGUUAUGCGCACCUUGGAUGCGGAUCGCUGUUCCAUCUUUUUCGUGGACGACAUGCGCAAGGAGGUCUGGUGUGUGGGUUCCUUGGACAUGGAGCCUUUCAAGUUGGACUGGGCCAAAGGCAUUGUGGGAAUGGUGGCCAAUGAGGGUCAGAUUGUGAAUCUCCCAGAUGCACAUGACCAUCCCGCCUUUGAUGGGGAAAUCGAGAAGAAAACGGGCUAUCGAGUGAAGGGCCUUUUAUCGCUGCCCGUAAAGAGCACCAUCAACUUGGAGAGAACGAUUGGAGUGAUCCAGGUCUUGAACAAGAGAAACGGCAGCGGCUCCUUUUCGGAGCAAGACGCUGUCGAGCUCCAACAGAUCGCGAUGGUCAUUGGCGACUCCUUCUAUCGCCAACGCUGGAAAGCUCUAGAGACGCUCUUCGAGAAGGGCGAUGAACAAGUCUCUGCCGUGCUGAAUGAGCACAGAGAGAGGUUAGUCUACAGCAGCAAUGGACCUGGGAUGAGCACGCCCCCAGAGAUUCUGCGGUCCAUCAGCCGCCAGCCAUUUCUGCGAGCGCAUUCGCCCCUGCAAGUGGAAGAUUUAAUGUCCCUGGACUUCGACGUUCUCACGCAGACAGAGGACUUCCUAGAAGAGUUGGUGCCCGACAUCCUGAGACACGCCGGAUGUAUUGAGAAUUGCAAAAUCCCCGAGGAGCGGCUGAUGACUUGGUCGGAAGCCGUGCACCAGGGCUACCGUGAGAACCCCUUUCACAACUGGUACCACGGCUUUGGCGUCUACCAGAUGUGCUUCCACCAGCUGAGUUUGAUCGAUACCUUCAGCGGCCUUACUGCGACGGAGGGCUUUGGGCUUCUGGUGGCGUCCCUGUGCCACGACAUCGAUCACCCAGGUGUGACCAAUGGCUAUUUGAUCAGGCAGCAAGAUGACUUGGCCUUGCGUUACAAUGAUGUGUCAGUGUUGGAGAACCACCAUGCGUCAGUGGCCUGCACCAUUUUGCGCGCCGAGAAGACCAACAUCAGCAGUGGAUUGGAGAAAGUGGAGCAGGGAGUGUUCCGCAAGGCAAUCAUCAAGUGCAUUUUGGCCACAGACAUGGCACAUCAUCAGGGUCUGUGCCAGAAACUCAUAGGUUGUAACAGCUCGGAACAAUUCCAAUCAACCGUGGCCGAAGAUUCGCAAUUUCUGAUGAACGUCUGCGUCCACGCCGCGGACUUGUCGGCGCAAGUACUGAAGUGGGAAACCGCCAGGAAAUGGGAAGAGCGAAUCUGCCAAGAGUUCACGGCACAGGCAAAGAAGGAAACAGACAUGGGCAUCACCCCGGAGCCCUUCAUGCAGUUCAAGAUGGAGGACAUGAAGCUUCGCGGGAAACUCCAGCGGGACUUCAUCGACUUCGUCUUGCGUCCCCUGUGGGAGCCGUAUACUCAGUUGGAGCCGCAAAUGCAGCGCUGCUUGACCAACUUGAUCAAGAACCGCAACCUCUAUGAGUUGCGUCGGAUCUAUGGCAGCGAUCAACUGGAUGAGAUGCCAGACGAUAUGGAUCUGCUGUUGCCCAACAACCCCGUGGUUCGCCCGGUGCACCCAAAGCCGCCCGCCGGGCCGGCGCCGGCCUCGAACGGCGGCACGCCGCGCUGAGAGGAGGACCAAGACUGGUGCGACCUCCCUCGAGUGACAUACUUGGCAGACACACAUGGAGAUGUCUGAUAAUGGUCUGUAC
This is a messenger RNA of Cladocopium goreaui, 1987 nucleotides long. Lineage: Eukaryota; Dinophyceae; Suessiales; Symbiodiniaceae. The record is from the annotation of a GenBank genome assembly.